AUGUCAAGCUCAAUUGAAAAAGCAGGUGCUAAAGCUAAGGAGGUUGCAAAGGAAGAUUUCGAUAAGGCGAGAGAAUUGGCACGCUCAGCUGCAAUCAGUGGAUCUUACCUCUAUCCUAUUAAGGGAAUCGUCUACUUCCUCUCCCAUCGCACACUAUGGAAACCUCUAUUGGCGAAACUCGUACCCACCCUGUCCUUGUCCGCCGUCGUCGUGACUUUAAUGUUCAUGUUUACCUAUCUCCCACAACUAGCCAUUCUGGUCUUCACUGAUGGUCCUCUCGCCGCAGUCUCUGCAGGCAUCUUGACCCUUUCUGAAUCUAGCACAAUUAUCACCAUGCUCUCCAAGAACUUCCUCAUUGCAGAUGCUCUUGUUGAUACGUUUGAUGGAGUGAUGGUGGCGAGAGGUCAAUCGACUGUCGUGCAAGGUGGACGAGAGGUCAAAUCAGGACCGUUUGGUGACCCAAUGAGAAAAUUGGGUAAGGUUGUGAAAGGAUAUGGUGACAAGUAUAGUUUUGGAGGUUUGGUGAGAUACUUGAUGUAUCUGCCUUUGAAUCUUAUUCCCGUUAUUGGUACGGUAGUCUUUGUCGGUUUGCAAGGACGACAGAGGGGUGAGGGGGUUCAUUCAAGAUACUUCCAAUUGAAGGGAUGGUCUGGUGCACAGAAAGAAGCGUGGUUAAAAGAACAUACUGCGGCAUAUACAUCAUUCGGAACCGUCGCAACACUUCUUGAACUCGUACCCAUUGCAUCGAUUCUCUUCUCAUUCACAAACACAGUUGGUGCAGCACUGUGGGCUGCCGAUAUCGAAGCUAAUAAUACGACUAUGACUCAAAUAUCUUCGCCCCAGGUUCAAAAAGAAGCUCAAAUUGCCGAGUAA
Molecule: messenger RNA, 873 nt
Organism: Sclerotinia borealis F-4128
Lineage: Eukaryota; Fungi; Ascomycota; Leotiomycetes; Helotiales; Sclerotiniaceae
Source: the annotation of a GenBank genome assembly